Pieris macdunnoughi is the source of this 1143-nucleotide messenger RNA. The record is from the annotation of a GenBank genome assembly. Lineage: Eukaryota; Metazoa; Arthropoda; Insecta; Lepidoptera; Pieridae.
AUGCAGAAUAUCGACCCACUGGAGUUCGCCAACAUUCUGGCCACAGAACUGUGGUGCCAGCAGUUGGCAAACCUCGAAGGCCUCCAGUCGGGGGUCCCAACACGCACGACGGCGACCAUCACUCCCACUCAGUUGCGAAACUUCGAGCAGACUUAUAUCGAGUUGAACAACUGCCACAACGACCAGGCAAGCCACGCUGGAUUCGUUCCACCGUCAGUCACGCAGCCCAAUUACGGCAUCCUGAACACGGUGGGCUACUGCGAUUCGGGCCCGACGCCUCUUCAUGUGUCGCCGGGCCCACUAUCAGCCAGCGGCGACAGCAGCAGUAGUCCGGGCUUACCAACGCCCAAACGUCGCAAUAUGGGAGGCCGGCGGCCAACCAAAGCCCCGCAUGACAUCUCACCAGAGGAGGAAGAGCGCAGAAAAGUUCGUCGUGAACGCAAUAAAAUGGCAGCCGCUCGCUGCCGAAAACGAAGACUUGAUCACACAAACGAGCUCCAAGAGGAGACUGACAAGCUGGAAGAGAAAAAACAGGCGCUGCACGAUGAGAUCAGAAAACUCAACUCCAGCAGAGACCAGUUGCAAGCCAUACUGAACAACCACAUGCCCCUGUGUCGGCUAAAUAAGAGGUCGUCUAGUCCACCUGAUGUCAAACCCUUCCAAGAUCCGUAUAUGCUGCCGGAUAUACCAGAAGAUGGUGUCAGAGUCAAGGUGGAAGUCAUGGACCCGGCGAUCGAUCCCGUCCCCAUACUUGCUUUAGAUAAUGACAUGUUUACGCCGACACCGAACAAAAGGAUAAUGUUGUCGGCGGCAAACCUAGCUGUGGUGACGAAUGCUACGUCUGUGACGUCACUCGACACCCCGCCCAUCAUGAACAGACCCAACAGACCUAACUUCCUCCAAGUGCCUCUUAGUGUUACACCUGCACAGAUACACAACAAUAAAGCGUUAGGCAACAACAAAAUCCCCGGCAUCGAAAUCAGUACACCCAGUAAUGGGAUUCCCUUCAACUUCGAAAGCCUCAUGGAAGGUGGAACCGGUCUCACACCGGUACAUCCUCAGCCCCAUCCUUGUUCCCAGCAACAAAGAUCAGCCCCGGAUCUGGCUUCACCUGAUGGCCAUAAUAGCCUCGUCAGUCUCUGA